Molecule: messenger RNA, 4320 nt
Organism: Hydractinia symbiolongicarpus
Lineage: Eukaryota; Metazoa; Cnidaria; Hydrozoa; Anthoathecata; Hydractiniidae
Exons: 3
Coding region: 3341-3829 (162 amino acids)
Source: RefSeq, a predicted model, not a curated record
CCACAGAAAACAAAUAGGAUGGUUUUACUCACAGUUUAACUGACUUUGUUUUGACCGCUCGCACGUGUAUACCAAUCAAAACGCCUGAUUCUUUGAAAAACCAAUCAAGACUUUCGCGGCGUAGACAUGCCAACGAAGAAACAUGAUGGCCAUUUUAGUUUUUAAAAAGUAAUGGUGGGCAGUGUUGUUUUUAAGUCUGUUUGUCUUCUAUAAGCUUUUCAUAUUUGUAAUAUUUGUUUUUUUUAUGUUCUAAAAUGUGAAGAUAAAUAUAUUGCCACGUUUUUUAGCUACGUGCAGAUCUUAAAAGCCCCAGUUUUAUGAUUUUUGGCUAGGAACGAAUAUUUUGAAGGCUAGCUAGCUAAUAGCCUUACUUUUUACUAAUUUUGUUUGGUAUAAGAGGUUUUUCUCCAACCCAACAUUUAUUUUUAUGUCGAGGAUAUAGCCAUUUAGCUAUAUCAUAUAUUUACCUAAAAAGUUAGAGUAUAAAAAUUCAGUUUGGCUAUCAAUAUCGCAAUAUUCUCAGCAAUCAAUCUUAUGCUAAAUGCAGUUUAGCUAGGUAGCUACAUCUUUAAUUAUUUUCCUUAAAACAUUUUUUGCAAAUAAAAUGACUGAGCAAUUGCUUUAGCUGGAGGGGUAACGGCAGACUUUUUCUUGUGUUGUCAUUCAAACCGAAGUUGUGAUAAAGUUAUUUUGGAGAAGGGUACUGUUCACAUCCCGUACUAAGCUGUCAGCUCAGUGUUAACAAUAGCCUGUUUUUGGAAAAAGGCUGUUACGCCUAUGCGGGUCAGCCCACUGUGACAAUUAAUUUUAUAAACUUUCUUGGGAAUCACGCCUGUACGAAUGUCCAACAAUGUUUACCUGGACUAACCUCUUAGCCCUGAGCAAGAAGCGAAGGACUGUUUCUUGUGUUUUCAUUUAAAUAGAGUCUGCAAGAAAGUUUUUUUCAAAAGGGUGUUAUCCCUAUACACCUGUGUAACACCGUUUAACUGUACUAAGCGCUCAGUCCGGUGUCACGAUUAAUUUUUUAACUUUUACAAAAACUUAUUCCGCAAAAUAAAAUAAUAUUGACCGAUUGUUUUUGCUAUGACAGAGUCACAACGGUUGUAAACUGUGUUUUUAAUUCAGCCUUUGUUGCAGGAAAGUUUUUUUUUGAAAAAUAUGUUACAGUCGCAACACUAUAAUGGUGUGUGCGCUUCACUUGAUUUACGACAUACCGCAUACCUGUACUAAAGCGCUCCACCUGACUGUGUCGCACAGUUUGCAGUUCUUUCUAAGCGCUACUUAGGGUGUUCAACAACAGUUACUUGUGGCUCAUCCCAGCGAUUCGACGCCGGGUUUGCCGGCUAGUUUAUUUAUAUUUUAGUUAGGAAGAACCUCGACCCAAAGGCUUUUCUCUAUAAUAAUGCGAUGUGUGUGUCUGUAACAGGCAAAGUGGAUUAUAUUUGUUACAAUUUUCUUUAAAAGCGUCUAUAAUAUAUCUCCUAUAAGAAUGUUAUAAAUUAUGUUAUUGAGUGGAUUCUCAAAAGGGAUUUUCGUUUAAACCUUUUUCAGCCUUCUAACGGAGUUGCUAAAUUUUGUGAUAAAAGGAAAAUAAAUUUUAAAAAGACAAUUAGUGGAUUAUUCCACGGGUUUAAAUAACAAGUAUACUAUAUUAUAUCAUGUGCAGAUUUUACAAAAAUAACAUCUUAACAACACCUGAGCUUUAUUUGUAUACAUUAUUUAAAUUUUGUGAGUCAUUCCUACACUUUUGAGGGAAAAUAUCGACUUUUAGUUUUAGGAUUAUAUUCAACCUGGGCGUUAUAUAUGUUUCUUUCAUUCAUGGUCAAUUUACUGCUGGACGGAAUAUAUUUGAGAGUAAAGUUAUGUCUGAAUACUGAGAAGAUUAAAUUGGAAAACAACGACGUAUAUUAUAUAGGAGAACAUUGAUAGUAGACAGUCGUUUACAUUUAAAAAAAGAUUAUAAUACACUAGUCGUUAGCGCGUGGAAAAAUACACGGGGUAAGCCACAAGUCAAGGCGCGACCAGGCGUUAAACACUCUGUGGAGCGCUUCAUAAGAGCCGUAAACAAUCCGGUGGAGCUCUUUAGUACAGAAUUUUACAUCUUCCUUCGAAGCCUCUUUAUUUUGACGUUGAUAGUUGAUAACUCCAAAAUCUGAAAUUGAUUUAACGGAAGUACCAUUAGCACCAUUAACUUUCAAAAUGUUUCAACAUGUUAAGUAUGAGUUAAGAAAUUUAAAGGACUACGCAACGAUAUAUCAACUGGGUUUGAUGAUAUACCAGUGAAUUUUGCUAAAUUACUAGCAAAUGAAAUUUCUUUUAUUCUAACACAUAUCUGCUUUAAGAAAAAAAUGCUUACCGUGUUAAUAAAAAGUGGCGAGAGUCGCACCUAUUCCAAAAGUGAAUGUUCCUACAUCAAUAAAAAAACAAUCUCCAUCCUUCUUUUAGCCAGAUAUUUGAACGUCUUAUCCUUGCAAAAAUGAUAAUCUUUAUCGAUGAGAAGUCUUUAUACUCAAAAAUGAGGUCCGGGUAGUGAAAAUGACACUACUCGACUACUUGGUUGAUGAAACUUAGAACGUAUAUAAAAGAAGCAAUGAGUAAAAACGAAAUCAGUCUUGUAGUAUUGGCUGACUUUUCGAAAGCUUUUGAUACUUUUCAAUAUGAAACUACAAUGAGAAAACUCAACCAAAUCAGUUUUUCCAAAAGGUUCGUAGAUUUAACUUUGAUUUACUUGUGUGUCAGAAAACAAAUUGUGCGAAUCAAUGAUAAGCCCUCUGCAUUUUUUAACGUGACAUCUGGUGUGUCGCAAGGGUCAAUAUUAGGCCCUAUUAUUUUCAAUUUAUGUCACUUUCCUGGAAAUGAACUUGACAUUGUGUACGUUACAGUAUGCUGACAACACCACCACCAUUUACGUGCAUAAAAUUAAAUUUUCUUGGGAAGGCCAAAGAACAAAUAUACGGAGAAUAAGUCAAUUUCAAAGAUGAUCUACAAAUAACAAUCUCUUCUGAACAUAAAAGAACAAAGCCAAUUGUGUUUUCAACAUCAUAAAUGUCAAAACGGCACAACCUCAAAGACCUCGAUUGUAGUUAUAAAACUGGAUGAUUUCCAAAUGGAAAGAGUUCCAACAUGGUCUGUAUUGGGUGUUAAAUGAGAUGAACACCUAUAUAAUAUAUUAAUUGUUAACAUAAUGUUGGCGACUUGUUAUUAUGUUAACAUGAUAUUAUUAUGUCGACUUGUCAUAGGUAUAUCGACUUGUUGUUAUUAUGUCAACAUAAUAUGAUUGCUUAUUGAAUCCAGUGAAGUAGCAUAUGUCAUCAAGUCGUCUACUGUUGUUAACUAAAAGAUGGCGGCUGGUGGAGUGUCCGAUCCUACUAUAGUGCUCGACAACAAAAAUGAGAUUAUUCAAUUUCUUCAAGAUAAAGUGUAUGGUGCUGAUAUCAUAAACAAGAUUAAGACAAGCAAGGUUUCGUGUGAAUCUCUGCAUUUAUUUCAAAAAGAAGAUUUUACGUCUAUGGGUAUAGCUUUGCCAAAUUAUUACCUUAUUCCGGAAAAGUUUUCCAUUAACCAAAAGAAUAAGCUUCAAAGAGCUUCUGUUUUAAAGUCAUUCAUUUUGCAUUCCAAGCGAAAUAAAACAUCAAACAGAAAGCUGAUUAGAUCAAAGACCGAAAUGAUAACUGAAGCACGAUAUAAGCAAGUCAGAGAGUCAUCUGGUGGAGGAAGGAAAGCAAAAGUACUGAAACUUUCCUCAAGUUAUGAAGAAACUUUAAAUGUAGCAAGGAACUUCUUUUUCAGUAAUGGAAAAAGUAGCAAGGGAAAAAAUAGUAUUCAUUAGAACAUUACAUAGCUGGUUUUAGCCUUAAUGCGUUUGAUUCAGCUACCUUCAUACUAAACGACUAUGUAUAGGGGUCAGGUUUGACAAAACAAAAUAUUGCGCUAUUAACAAAAACAAGAAAUUUUCUUCAGGAGCAUGUGUAGAUACGUGGAAGAAGCAUCAACAUCACUUCUUCAGGACCGGAUCUAGGAUUUUUUUUGACUGGUGUAAAAAAGCUUCACCGUCCGCCAGGGCUGUAAUUUUGCAACUGGGGGUUUGGGGGGGGCGUUGUGAGCCCCCCAAAGCGUCCAGAAGCCAACGCCUUUUAACGCCAUUAAACGGCUAAAAUAGCUUAAAAUCAUCUCUCAGACUCAUCUUUGCUAAGUAGGUGUAAAUGGUUUUUUUAGUUUUUUAGCUGACGAAGAUUAUAUUUUGGAAUGUUUUUUGUACAACUUGAGUAAUUUAAAUGUUUUUUAAAAAAAUUUGGUGUCAUGCCUUAUUACCUUUAGGGA